AACCAGGUUCAGACGUACCAUUGUUAAAGAACACGGGGUUCCAAAGUGCUGCUCAAAUGGGGAUUUCUGUGAGUGAACAUGCAUUACGAAGAAUCUCACGUGGACAUAAUAUCCCCCUUACAAAUGUAAUGUUCUGCGUAUUUUUUUUUUUUUUUACAUAUUAGAGGCAUGUCUUGGCGACAUCUCCGUUCGAGGUGGUUCAUAACGUUGGCGUUUUACAGAACUGAAUGCGGAGAGUGAAAAGGGGUCAGCGGUCGUUUAAAUGCUUUAAAAUAAUGCAGCUCUCCACAGAUGGUCUCUUCCAUCCGACUUCAUCCAGCGUGGUGGUGCACGUGCGGCCGUCCUCGUUUCACCGGAGCACGCUGGAGGGGUGACGUAAUGUCGUCAGGACGCAUGCAUAAGGAGACCAUGAUGUAAUGUUGUUUAUUUGUGUUUAAAUAUCCAUUCUUAUGUCAGAUUGUUUUUUUUCCAUAACAUGUUCCUGUGUCAGGUCCAAUCAGUGUGCGUGUGGACGUAACGCUGUGGUUGUGCUCAUCAUAUAUGCAGAGGUGGAGCUGGAUGAUUUUUAAGCGUGUAAGACCAUCACUCACACUGAGGUGGCAUAAUGUAUUUUGUUGUUUUAGGAAAUCACACAUCUCCACAGACUUGACACCUUUUACAGGAUGCACUGACUUAAAAAUUACCUUCUGUGUUCAGUGGUAGAACCAGAUAGUUUCUCCUGGGUGAGACCAUUAACCACACUGAGGUGGCUGAGAUGUCUCAGUUUUUUCUAUCUCUGAAGGCCAACCAGUCAUUUCAUUGGUAACUUACCAUUAUCAUUUGCUUAUGCAGGUAAGACUGCCACUAGAAACGCAUAAGAACUCAUGUACAGUAUAAUAAACUGUUUAUGUAAUCAUGUAAUCCCUCAGUCUCUUAUCAUCAUCUCAGGAGACUUUAAUCAUGCAUCGCUCUCUGCCACUCUCCCCACGUUCACCCAGUACGUGACCUGCCAUACCAGAGACAAUAAAACCCUGGACCUGCUGUAUGCAAACAUCAAGGAUGCAUACAGCUCCUCCCUCCUCCCCCAGCUGGGCCAAUCAGAUCACAACCUGGUGAGACUGCAGCCCAUUUACAUACCUAUGGUGAAGAAACAACCCCCCACCACCAGGUAUGUGAAGAAGUGGUCUGACGAGGCCACUGAGGCGCUGCAGGACUGCUUUGAGACCACAGACUGGGAUGUGCUGUGUGGUCCACACGGGGAGGACAUUGAUGCACUGACGGACACUAUCACGGACUACAUUAACUUCUGUGCAGAGAACAUCGUACCGACCAGGAAAGUACGGUGUUUCUCUAACAGCAAACCCUGGGUGUCCCUGGAACUGAAGGCCCUGCUGAAGGAGAAGAGGAGGGUUUUUGGAUCUGGGGACAAAGAGGAGCUGAGGAGGGUGCAGAAGGAGAUAAAGAAGAAGAUCAAGGCGGACAAGGCCAGCUACAGGACCAAGAUGGAAUCUCACCUGCAGGACAAUAACACAAGGGAGGUCUGGAGAGACCUGAGAUCCAUCUCUGGUUACAGCAGAGGCCAUGAGAGGGGAGCUGCAGCAGGAGGCCAGGAGUGGACCAAUGAGCUGAAUCUGUUCUUUAACAGAUCUGACUCUGCUCCCACUCCUCCCCCCUCUCAUCAAAGCACCGACCAGCCAGCUCCUUCUUCACACCUCAGCUCUCUACCACCAACACCACCAACAGCACCCCUCCUCCCAUCCCCGUCUUCUACCAGCUCCGGACUCCACAUACAGCCACAUCACCCCUCCUCGUCUCACCCCCCACCACCACCAUCACCCCUCCCCCUGCCACCCUCCCCCUGCCUCUCCAUAACAGCUGAUCAGGUGAGAAGUGAACUUAAAAAGAUCAAAACCAGGAAAGCUGCAGGUCCUGAUGGAAUCAGCUCCAGACUCCUUAGAGACUGUGCAGAGCAGCUCUGUCAGGUGCUGCUGCACAUCUUUAACCUGAGCCUGAGUCUGGAGAGGGUUCCUCUGUUAUGGAGACUUCCUGCCUGGUUCCUGUCUCUAAGACCAGGAACCCCAGGGAGCCUAACCACUUCAGACCUGUGGCCCUCACUUCUCACCUGAUGAAGACCAUGGAGAGGAUCGUCCUCAAGAACCUCCGUCCCCAGGUGAGCCAGUAUCUGGAUCCACUGCAGUUCGCCUACCAACCCAACAUUGGAGUGGAUGAUGCAGUGGUCUACCUGCUGCACAGAUCACUGACUCACCUGGAGAAACCCAGCAGCACUGUGAGGGUCAUGUUCUUUGACUUCUCCAGUGCUUUCAACACCAUCCAGCCUUCUCUGCUCAGGGUGAAGCUUGAAGGAGCAGGAGUAGACUGUCACCUGGCUGCUUGGACCAUCGACUACCUCACCAACAGACCACAGUACGUGAGGCUUCAGGACUGUGUGUCUGAUGUGGUAGUCAGCAGCAUGGAGGUCCACAGGGGACAGUGCUCUCCCCCUUUCUCUUCACCCUGUACACGUCGGACUUCCACUACAACUCUGGGAGCUGUCACCUCCAGAAGUUCUCCGAUGAUACAGCCAUUGUUGGGUGUGUAUCUGAAGGGGACGAGUGGGAGUACAGGAUGGUCAUCUCUGACUUUGUUGACUGGUGUGAGCUAAACUAUCUGCAGCUCAACGCCAGUAAGACGAAGGAGAUGAUCGUGGACUUCAGCAGGAGGAGGACACCCCAGACUGCACCGGUGAACAUCCAGGGUUUGGACAUUGACAUGGUGGACACAUACAAAUACCUGGGUGUUCACCUCAAUAAUAAACUGGACUGGACACACAAUACAGAGGUUCUGUACAAGAAGGACCAAAGUGGUCUUCACCUGCUGAGGAGACUGAGGUCCUUUGGAGUGUGCAGGACUCUGCUCAGGACAUUUUAUGACUCUGUGGUAGCGUCUGCUAUCUUCUAUGCAGUGGUCUGCUGGGGAGCAGGGAGCACUGAAAGGGACAGAAAGAGACUAAACAGAAGGUCAGGAGGAGGUUCUGUCCUGGACUGUUCCCUGGACUCCAUAGAGGAGGUGGGUGAGAGGAGGAUGUUGGCAAAGCUCACAUCCAUCAUGGACAAUCCCUCUCACCCACUGCAUGACACUGUGGGGUCUUUAAGCAGCUCCUUCAGCAGCAGACUGAGACAUCCACCCUGCAAGAAGGAACGCUAUCACAGGUGCUUCAUCCCAUCUGCUAUAAGACUUUACAACAUCAGCAUCACUGGCUGAUGUUAACAUAAACUGGACUAUAUCAUAUCAUCCCAAACCAUAAAAUUUGCACAGACAUUAUUGCACUGCUACAUCUUUGCACUUUUAAACUUUAUUUUUUAAGCCACUUUAUACUACAUUGUCUUACAGUGUGUCAAUACUGUACUAUUUCAUCCUCAUCUCUCACCCCUGUAUAUAUUGUAAAUAUUAUUACUACUGUUCUAUUAUUAUUUUAUUCCUAUUACUAUGUCUAUUGCUACAUAAGCUGCUGUAACAAUGUAAAUUUCCCCUGGCGUGGGGAGAAAUAAAGGACUUAUCUUAAAUGAAAUGAACUGGAACUCAUGCAGAAGUGCUGCAUAUUUAAUUGCCAGUGAGUCUAAUUAUUUAUGGAUAAUAUAGGUCUCUGCCUGGAGCCAGUCUCUUUCAGAACUGUGAUGGUUCUAAACAGCUGGACUUGUAGUGUUUGGUGUCUGUAUGUUUUUCAGCAACAGAAGAAAACAUUUUUGUUGUCCUUUGCUGACAUCAGCCCUCAUGAAACAAAGAAUGUCAUGGACAAGGAUGACUUCAUCUAUCUGCUGUGUCCUUCUGACAGAAUGUCUGGUUUAGGAGUCCAUUCAGAGAAAAUCCUCUGUACAUAAGCUUUACUGUAUGUUUUACCGUUAUGCUUGUGAAACCCAGGUGUGCAUUUGCCUUACUGCUCAUUCACACACACCACCUGCCCCCUUGUGCUUAGCAGCAGAACUACAUUCUCUAGGCAGAAAAAAAAUCUAAUUUGAAUUUCAAUGUAUUAUUUGACACAGUCAAACUGAAUGAAAAACAGGGGCUGGAAGUGUGCAGCAGAGGUUGAGAUAUUUUGACUCCAAUUCAGUAGAUCCCUUUCUAGAGCACAGAUGUAGUCCAGAAUGGAUUUGGACAGCAGGUGGAAUGGCAGAUGGCACGUAAAGUAUCUGUGUACAUGCUACAACACAUGUACAGUACACAGGAUUAUGCGGUUUUUGGGACCCUUAAGGACAAGAGCAGAUCACCAGAUUGACACCAAACAGCCUUGUUGCUACAUACAUGAUACCUAUUGUUUGGCUUUUUAAACAGUACUACCAGUUCAUGCCCAACUCUGUCCUCCUGGUUUUUAACAAAGCAUUUCUGCUCUGCAUUUUUAACUAACACAGCCAAGCUUAGGGAACCCUGAGGGCACCAUCAAGUCUAUUUUCUAUGACCUGACAAAACCCUGUUGAGCCGCAGAGUGAUGUCAGGUCGAGUGAUUGCACAUAUCCUGUUUUCCAUUAAGUGUGUGGGCAGCUGCUCUCCUCAGUAUGAGGCGUGAGAUGAACCCCCUUUGACAUACCUGCCUACACUAUAUUGCCAACAGCAUCGGCACGUCUGUCUUUACAUGCACAUGAACUUUAAUGACCCCUCAUUCGUAAUCCGUAGGGUUUAAUAUGGAGUUGGCCCACCCUUAGCAGCUACAACAGGGUUUAGGAGUGGGUUUUCUAGAACUUUUGACCAUUCUUCCAGAAGCGUAUUUGGGAGGUCAGGCACUGAUGCUGGAUGAGAAGGCCUCUGCUCUAAUUCAUCCCAAAGGUGUUCUAUGGGGUUGAGGUCAGGACUCUGUGCAGGCCAGUCCAGUUCCUCCACACCAAAAUUUCUAAUGCAUGUCUUUAUGGACCUUCCGUUGUGCACUGUUGCACAGUCAUGUUGGAAUAGGAAGGGGCCAUGCUCAAAUUGUUACCAUAAAGUUGGGAGUAUGAAAUUGUCCAAAAUGUCUUGGUAUGCUGAAGCAUUCAGAGUUCCUUUCACUGGAACUCAGUGGUCCAGCUUAACCCCUGAAAAACAACCCCACACCAUAAUCCCCCCUCCACCAAACUCAGCACUUGGCACAAUGUAGUCAGGCAAGUACCGUUCUCCUGGCAACUGCCAAACCCAGACUGGUCCACCGGGUUGCCAGACAGAGAGGUGUGAUUUGUCCUCCAGAGAAGGCGUCUCCACUGCUCUAGAGUCCAGUGGUGGCUGCUUUACACCACUGCAUCCCAUGCUUUGCAUUGCACUUGGUGAUGUAUGGCUUGGAUGCAGAUCGUUGGCCAUGGAAACCCAUUCCAUGAAGCUCUCUGCGCUGUUCUGGAGCUAAUCCGAAGGAAGGCCACACUAAGUUUGGAGGUCUGUAGCUAUUGACUGCAGAAAGUAGUUGAUUUCUGCACAUACAUAUGCUGACCCUGCUCUGUGAUUUUACGUGGUCUAUCACUUUGUGGCUGAGUUGCUGUUGUUCCCAGUUGGUUCCACUUUGUUAUAAUAUCACUAACAGUGGACUGUGGAAUACUGAGUGUCAAGGAAAUUUCACUAAUAGACUUAUUGCACAGGUGGCAACUUGUCACGGUACCAUGCUUGAAUUCCCAGAGCUCCUGAGAGCGACCCAUUCUUUCACCAGUGUUUGUAGAAGCGGUCUGUAUGCCUAGGUGCUUGAUUUUAUACACCUGUGGCCAUGGAAGUAGUUGGAACACCUGAAUUCAGUUAUUUCAAGGGGUGGCCGAAUACUUUUGUCACUACAGUGUACCUUCUCUAAAACCUUUUUAUUAAGCUAGUUGCAGCAAUAAAGUUCCACAAGACCACAAAAUGAAAGCAUUAAUAAAUCAUUUUUAAUGUUUUCAUACAUUUAUAUACAUGUACUAAAAGUCAGUGAAUGUAGAAAGGCAAAGAAUGAAACAAAUAAUUAAAAUUUCCCUGAAUACAAAAAUUCCAAACAAAGAUAAUCCCCAAACAAACAAUAUUAGAAGUUACCAAAAACAAUAUUACAUAAGAUCAUUCACACAAAAACAAUGACUGGAUCAGCUGCCUUCAUUUAAAAACAGGAAUAAAUGGCUCACUGGAGACAAUUUCAUACAGUAGUAUUUCUAGGUCAAAAAAUUAAUUAAAACAACCCAAAUAACAAGAGCUGAACUAUGUCUUUUGUCAGCUGCCCAAAGUUAAGACUAGGAUUGUGUGAUACACAUGAAACCAUAUACAGUUUAAGGAGAAGAGUGCAUGCACAUCAGAGCACAAAAACAAUGUUGUCAAAUACAAACUCACAAAACAAAUCUGCUAUAAAACUGGAAGACAUCCAUCCAUCCAUCCAUUAUCUAUACACUGCAUAGUCCUCAUCAGGGUCAUGGGGGGCUUGGAGUCUGUCCCAGCUGACUGAGGGUGAAGGUAGGGGACACCUGGACAGGUAACAGUCUAUCACAGGGCUAUUUAGAAUCACCAGUUAACCUCAGCAUGUCUAUGGACUGUGGGAGGAGGCCGGAGAAAACCCACACAUGAACAGGGAGAACAUGCAAACUCCAUACAGAGAGAGACUCAGGACCGGAACCGGGGAUCUUCUAGCUGCAAGGCAACAGUGCUAACCACUAAACCACUGUGCAGCCCCACUGGAAAAUAUACUAUGAAAAAAAACAACAAAAAAAACCACAUACAUAUUUCAAGAAAUUGUGCUGUUACUUCAGGCCCUGAUGUGCUGCUUGAAGCAAAGAUGGAGGGGAUCAGCUACUGUCUCAGGGAACUGAGAUCUUGUCUGCCUUUGCCACUGCACCGUGACGACUGUAGUGGUUCAGGAGAUGUUCCCAUGUUCGAUUGCACCUGAGCAACUUUUGGUUCCCUUUGAGAGAGGAGGUAGGAAAACAAGAAAAUAUGAACUUUUUCUGAUGUUACACUGGGCAAGCAAUAAAAAUAAACCCUGAAGAAUGGUGGAAGUCCAUUAGAAUUUCCAGUAAAACAGCUUUGUGAACACAAAGAUGAAGUUUGUCCUUUAUUGGAAGUGUUAUAGUGGAGAUGUGUGUUUUUUUUUUUUUUUUUUUUUUGCUCUCAGCUCUCGUAGGAGGCGGUCGCACUUUUCUUCGCUCCGCAGCUAUCUCUGUUCCUCCCUACCCUCAUGUUUCCCUGCUUGCUGCAUUUCUUCAUCUUCGUCUCGUGUGUCUGACUUGGAGCGAUCGCUUGGCACUGGACCUUCGAAACACCGAUCAUGGAAUUGAUUAACUGGUCUCUCAACGCAAUUGACAAGAUUGUCGCCACAAAGAGCACAGGCCUAGGGGAGCCUACCUGCCCGGAUGGGAGUUUCGCCUCUGGUUACGUGAUCGACGCCUGGGGGAAGUGGAAGGGGGUCAUGUGCCUGGCACCCCUGUCCAUGGAGGAUGUGGAAGAUGUUUAUAUAUUCGGAUUUAUGAUGACAGGCCUGCUGAUAAUUGGCUUGUUCACUGGCCUGAGCUUCUGGAAAAUCAGGAAGACCGCAGACAGAAACGACGUCCAAACUCUGCUGGUCUAUGCAAACGAUCGGAUCACGGCUGCCGAUUCUCGGUAUGACGAACUCAAUCGUAAGAUGAACAAUUUGCUUGGUGUGACUGUUGAUGUGAGUCGCAGAUUGGAAGCCAUCAGGGUGAGAAUCGCUACAGCUGAGGUCUAAAAUUGUUGAGAGCAGUAGGGAGAAGGUGAAAUUACUUCUCUCCCGCCCAAACAUGUGAAUAACUGAUUACAUUCUGGCGCCCCUGGAACAAUUACAAACUCCUCUGGAAGUUUCAUGGCCAAGAGAUAGCUCUCCUACACCCCCCCCCACCUUCCCAAGGAACCCUGUUGACUUUUGGACCGGGCCAACCGAGGACGUCUCCAUAGCAACCUGCUGUGUUAUCGCGCUCCCACCCUCGCGAACUGAGACACCGGAGGUCUGAGAUGGAAGUAGAUGGGCUACACUCAUACACACACAUCGGACUCAUGAACUGAGGACUGAGCUAAACAUUCGCACACACAUGUCCAUACCCCCCCUCCCCCCGCCUCCACAAGCUUUCCUCACUAUACACAGGAGUCAGGAAUCCGUGCAGUAAUUUGCUGCACAGGAACCGACUAACUGUGCAGUGCUCCCCCCUCCACCACCCCACAUCCUUAUCCCAACUAUCCUUGUCUAACGUCAUGCUUUGCCUGUUUGCGGGUUUGUUUUUUUUAAGGUUCCUUCUCAAAUUGAAUUUCCCAAAAUUGGAGGUUUCAUUUGGUACAACAAGCCUUUUUUUUUUCUUCUACCCUCCGCAAUCCCUACCCAGAUCCCAACAUGUCCUUUUUCUUUUUUUCCUCAAGAAAGGUGCGCGCAGCACUGCGCAGCAGCCGGAGCUGUCAUUGGCAGGGCAGCUCAAAUGAAAUUUCGUUGUAUAUGAAAGUGUGCAAUGACCAAUAAAGAAAGAUUAAGCGUCAAGAUGGUGCCAGAGGACAGGCAUCAGGAGACAACAGAAGUUAUCUUAAGUCAUGAUGUAUUUAGGUCUUUAGCAUUAGCAUGUAAAUAAUAACAUAAAAUAGCUCUCUUACCUAUAAUGCACAGUCCCUCCUUGGCCCUGGUGAUUGCCACAUUGAUCUGGUGGGGAUCUCCUACAAAGCCCAGAUGUUUGGACAACCAUGCUCUAUCUGGUUCACUCACUAUCUCUUUGCUUGGAAGGGAGCACACUGUAGAAAUAAUGACGUAACGCCAUUCACUUCCUAGAAAACAAAAUGUUGUUUAUACAUGAGUUAUGAGCAACAAUGUCUUCAAAGCAAUAUAUUGUCUUUGUUUAAUUUUAUUACAAAUGGCAGCUAAAGUUACUAUUUUAAUAGUUAAUUAGUGGACUUUUCAUUCAAAAUGUUUAAAACUGGCAUUAAACAUGGCACAGCGCUAUACUGGAUUAGCAUCUUCACCAUUGGAGAAAGCAAAGCAUUAAAAUGAAAACGGUUACACUUCACUUAUUUAACAGUAUUACUUGGAUGUUUCCCCGUGUAACGUUUAACUUAAGAUACUUAAAGCUUAGUAGACACUUAAUAUUCUUGUUAUUGUUAAACAACACAGUCUGAUAAACCUGCAGGCAAAAUAGAAACACUUUCUAUUUCAUCCAGUGACUGUUUUGAUAAAGUUUUAUUCAAACGAGGCUGUGUGCACAAAGACAAAGAAAGAAAAAGGCAGGGUUUUCUUGGUGCAGUUCUACUUAGGGUAAACAAUACAGAUGCUCUGUCCUUUGGCUUAUUUUAAUCUAAUUUCUAUUAAAGUUGCAUCUCAUUUCUGACUACCGUUAUCCACAAGAUAUCUGGACAAACACUGUACUCCAGUAAUAAAUCUAUCUGAAAUCGUAAAUUAGAUGUAGGCAACCCAUUCAAGACUACAUUUGGUCCCAGUGUCUGUUAAGUGAAGGGAACUGCAUCAGUAGCUGUAACACUUGACUAAAAAUAUUUUCCCUUUGAGGUUUGACUUCAGUUCUUAGCUUCUAUGCCCAGUAGACCCUUUUUGAGUGCCUAUCUCUUUAUUUACCCUCUCUUUAAAGUUUUUCCUUUUUAUUGCUUGUCAACAUUGAAUCAUGGUCGAUUCGAUUCAACUUUGUUGAUGAGAAUUUACAGAAAGGACUUACAGACACAGAUUCCUACAAAGUAAUGCCAAUGAACUAUAAAUACGAAAUGUCAAAUAAGGGAUUACAUAAGUAUUCAUCCCCUUUAAAGUGACUCACCUAAUUCAAAACAGGUGUAGCCAACUGGUGCUAGAAGUCACACAAUGAGUUAAAUGGAGAUUUUCUGAGUGGGUACCACAGACUGUUUAUAAAUAUAUAAAUAUCUUUAUCUACAUUCUAUGGUGGGCACGCACAAGCAGCACUAUUUUGAGUUGUGUGAAGUGAUUGAAGGAGGGACUUUCCACAUUUCAGCAUUAAUAUUCAUUCGAAAACAUCACAGAGACUCUAAAUUCAGUUUUGUUUAUCAAAAUCACAACACACCCUUUUUCACACACUUUGCAAUUUCUAAUCUAUUAGGCAAUUAAAUGAAACAUCCAUAUUCAUAAAACCUUACUGCAAUGGAAACAGACGUUAGCAGCUUCAAGAAUAUUGACUCCCACUAAAAUUUUAUGAAAUCCAAGUUUUUUUUUUUCCAUAGAAGAUGUUAAGAAGAGUUUCUUCCCACUGUUUGGCAUUAAGUUUGUUUAAUACCUGCAGCAUUAGACAACAGUAACAUCCAUAUGUAAUACUUUUGGUAUUUUAUUCGUUUUUAGUGCUCUAUUGUGUAUCUCUAAUUUUCUUUGUCUUGCUCUGGAUGUAGAGCACUUUGGUUCAAUCUGUGGUUGUUUAAAGUGCUAUGUAAAUAAAGCUGGAUUGGAUCGGA
Messenger RNA from Amphiprion ocellaris (clown anemonefish), 10332 nucleotides. RefSeq names its product probable LIM domain-containing serine/threonine-protein kinase DDB_G0286997. Lineage: Eukaryota; Metazoa; Chordata; Actinopteri; Pomacentridae. The record is from RefSeq and is a predicted model, not a curated record. The transcript has 2 exons. The coding region runs from base 864 to 2105 and encodes 413 amino acids.